Molecule: messenger RNA, 6371 nt
Organism: Hylaeus anthracinus
Lineage: Eukaryota; Metazoa; Arthropoda; Insecta; Hymenoptera; Colletidae
Exons: 3
Coding region: 1091-1783 (230 amino acids)
Source: RefSeq, a predicted model, not a curated record
CCCUACGACUGCGCCGCGCGCGCAUCCCUGCCUACUCGAUCGUGGACCUCGUAGAUCGUCGCUCGGCUCUCGUCUCGAGAGCGUCGACGAGUGUGCAUCGAUCGUGCGAUCCGCGAGGAUUUCUCUCGGCCAGUGAAAAAGUGUGUUAACGAUUCGCACCCAACAGUGAUCCCAAAAGUGUUCUCCAUCGUUGCCACCCUCGUGGAUCCAGAAGAGGAUCCAACCUUGGCGAUCAUUUUCAGUCAUCUCUGAUCGUUUCUGAGAAGCACAUAGGUCGCAUCGUCUACGAGUGCGUAAAAUGCACAGAUCUUGACGUCCUGCAACGUCCACCAGCGAUCGAUCUCUUCUUCAUCGAGCCACAAGAAUUCAAGACUGGGAUGUUAACUCGGGUUUAAAACCUCGAGAUCUCCCCGAUCGUGGGCCACGAUCCAGCGCCGACCAGAAAAUACCAGGGGGCGAUCCAGAGUGCCGAACAGAGACGGAUAGAGAGAGUGGGUGAUGCGCUGAAGCAUCGAUCACGGACGAGCGCGUUGGGGAAUGAGCGAGUUCAAUUAAAGCGUUCCAGAAGCGCGACAGAGACCAAAGGAACUGGGGGAGACCGCCGCGUGACUCGCUUGGAAAAUAUCAGUCGAGGAGGACGUUGGCUCGCGAUGUUGCUUCUUAUCAGCGUCGUUCACCAGCCGCGCUAAGCUCGUGGAACUUAUGUCUCCCCUCGAGAUCGUUUCCAUCGGUGGUCUUCUUCUGUAUAUCCCUGGAACCUGGAUCUCCAGCGUUCCGGAAUCCUAAACGCAACAUUCUACACGUAAGAUCGCUUAGCCUCAACCCAGAAGCAUUCUCAAGCAACCUGGUGUCCAUCUUAGGAAUCUAUCCUACCGUUCCAGAGUCCUAAAUACUCAGGAUCGCUCGGUCUCAGCUUUCCCGAGUAGGUGGACUUCUCCGUUAGGGUGAAAAAUUGGGUCAAAGUCUCGCGCAAGGUCGAAGAUUCCCGCCCCGUGUAUGCGAUCGGGAUCAACGUCGAUGCCAGCCGUGGGGAACUGAUCGAUCGUCUCGUGGACUUUGGAACCGUUCCAGAAGACAUCCAUCGCGAACGAUGAAGUGGUGCUUAGUGGUGCUGAUUCUGGCCGGUGUCUCGCGGGCCGACAACACCGUCAACACCUCGGAAUACUCGAUUUUCACGUGUCCCAAGCUGAACUCCCAGGACGAGAUCGAUCUCGACAAGAUAAUGGGCAAGUGGUACGUGGUGGAAGUGUUGGAGCACAAAGUCGACCCCCUGAAGCCGGUAAGCGGAUCGUACGUCAUCGAUUCCUGUCCGAUUGUUAAACUGCGGGCACACGAGUACUCGUCACUGAGGCUUUUGUGGACCGAGGAGGCUGGAAAUCUCGAGUACACUUUCCGGAUACCGGACAUCUCCAGGAAGCCGGGCGUCUGGAUCUCCAACUCUCAGCAAAACGGUACGCUGGCGAGCGCGGGCGACCGACAGUACAACCAGUUCUCGGGAACGGUGCACGUGAUGAAGGCCGUUGCCUCGGACAUGGUGUUGACCUUCUGCUCAGGGCGACCCGACAACCAGCUGUAUUCCCUGCUCCUGGCGAGGGAGCACAUCCUGCAAAAGAGCGACAAGCGAGGAGUCCACAAUCUGCUGGGUCGUCGCGGUCUGAACAUCGCGAGCAUCCGCGAGACCUGCAUGAACCACGCUCCCUGGAGAAGAGGCUCCUUCGAGGUGAUCGGUUGGGUGACGCUGAUGGGCGUCCUGUCCUCCAGCGUUCUCCUAGGCUCCUGGUAGUGGGUAGUUGUCUAACAUGAGAAGUAAUAAAAAAUCACGACAAGGGGUUGGAAGGGAGAGAAAUCGUUAGAGGAUCGUCAGGCGAUUUUAACAGGAGAGUCGGAACGAUGGUUUCUGAAAUGCUUGAAUCAGUCCUGAAAGAUUGAUGAACCUCCCUUCGAGAAUUUAUCGUGUUUUCUGUUAGAGUAAGCUGGCCGUGAGCAGUGUUUCUGAGAAGAAUUAUUGCAAUACGUGUACGUAGUGAUUUCAAUGCUGGGUCUAGGAUUCUAAUCGAAAGAGGGGGACUAAGGAGCGACUGCAGCGUCGGUUGUCGAGUUUUAAUUUCUCUUCGAGCCAAGAUCAAUUUGGAGUCGACACUUUCGACCGUCGUGAAACUGCCCAUGGCGAGGAAUCUUGCUGGUAUCGGAGAUGGGAUUUGUAGUAGGAGAACGCUAUGACUGCGGACCUUAGCCUUGGGCGAACUAUAAUCCGUCACUGUGAUCCCUGACUGAUCAAUAGGCUCUCGAAGCUUACGUAUUAUUGAUUCGUGGUUACACAUUGCGGAUACGGUGAUGUGGUUACUGACUAGGAUGAUUACUGUAUCUCUUAGGUGUUGAAUCAAUCGAAUAACAAUAAAAUUCAGUUCCUGUUAAAAUACUUUUCUGCUAUUCUAUCCUCAACGUUAUCCGAAUAAAAAUAGUAACUUAGAUUACACGUCAGAGUCUAAUAAGAGAUACAGAGAGUAUAUCAGUGUCUCGUUUCAUUUUUUCAAAUUCGACUAAAAGUAGAAAGUGUACAAAUAGAGCAUGUGAUUAGUUCGCCCUCGGGGAGGCUCGAUUGUGAGCGAUUAUUAGAAAAGUUAUCGCAGUCUAACUCCGGUUCAUGCAGCAUCUGUCGAGAGACGAGGGUCGUUUAACGACCCAGUCGAUAUCAGUGCCCUGGGGUCCUCUUUUGAUCGCGGAAGAAUGGCCUUAAUUGCCGACGCAGCUAACGAUCUCGGGUUUCGUGUCCGUUGCACAAACCUGGCCGAGUCUCGUGCCGCAAUCGUAAUAAGAAUCUCGUCGAAAAAUGCGAACGGAUCGCGGAAAUACGUCGCGACGUCUGUCGGUGUUCUUCGUUGGGAAUCUGUUGCUCUAGUGCUCUCGUUGCUCUCAUCGUGGACUUCCUGUUCUUCAAGAUAGUUUUAUCCCAGCGGCGACUAAUCCCAUCAGAAACUGUACAGGCCUCAGAGUUACGCCAUCUUGGAUCCCUAGACCUGAGGUCGACGAAACUUUGAUCUACAUAAGAAUUUCCAGCGUCGAAUGAAAGCUCACAAAAUCGCGUGUGUGUGUUUCGUUGUAUCUUUAUUUAAUGAACAAAAGUUCUUGAAGAGAGACUCUUGUGUUAUUAAACGUUUCAAGCAAUUUCCAUUGUUUUUAUAUUCCUAUCAGACAAGUAUUUAUAAUACACUUUACGUUAAAGUUUCACAGAGGAAAUGAAAACAUUUCAAUCUCCGAAAUUAAUCCCCUAGAGUAAAUUUCGUUCCAAAAACCAAGAUUUUUAAAUAAAUUGGUUGCAACGUUUGGCAAUGAAAUACUCGGAUGGAUAUUAUGAUAAUUGUAUCAGCACAGGGAUGGUUGCUAUUGUACUGUAGGUAAGAAGAGGGAAUUUCGGAGCGCGAUGGCUGGAUUUGAAUGAGGCACGAGGGUGAAUUACGUCUGGAAAUAUCCACGACGUCAGAUAACGCUGGGCUGAAAGAGUUAAUCGUGCCACACGGAGAACCGACUCUUCCAGCAAAGAUAAUAUAAUCCUUAGUCCCGAAGGAAACGAGCUUUCUCGUGAACAUUAGUCGCGUUAGAUGAAAAUACGUGUCGUAUGUGGAUCAUGGGUUUAAAAAGACAAUAUCAGUUUCAUGAUGAUUGCGUCGAUCCCGCUGAAGAUUGGCUCGAUUGGACAUUAUAAGAUUCAUCCAAGGUGAAUAUACCAGUACUUUAACCCUUUAACGCCGAGUUCUUUUUUUUUCAGGUAGAAAAAAGAAUUUUCUUCGUAAAAUUAUUACAACAUUUUUGACAAAUUACACGCGCGUUUAUCAAAUUUGGAAGAUAUAAGUGACGCGCCUUCUGGUAUCAAACAAUAGAAUCGUAAUGGUAUAGUAUCAAAGGUCAUUCUAUCGUGCUAAAUGAAAUGGGCAAUUUGAUGUUAUCGUAUUUAUUUAAUUAGGUAGAGAACGAUAAAACGGAAAUGGAAAGUAAAUAUGAUUCAAUUGUAGUAACUGAAAUUUGUAAAAUAAAGAACUUGGGAUUAUUUAAUAUUUUGUUAAAUAUUUUACAAAUAUUACUGGUACGGUCACCUUAAUAAUUCAUUAAACGAUAAAGAAACUGGUGAUUCCGCUGUAACAUUCCUUUGGCGUGCAAUUUGAAAAUGAAACAAGAUAGAAUCUCAUUGUAAGACGAUCGACGCUCUGUGUUCAAGCACGAACGUGCUUUAUAAUACUUGAAAAUCCAUAGAGGUUACGGGAGAAGAAUCUGCAGUGGUUGGAUCAAAUAAUCUGUACACUACCUACUUCAAAUUAUGAAAUAAUACAGUGUCUCGUAACCGGUGGUACAAGGGGAUAAGGGGUGAUCCUAAAAAUAGUUGGAAAAAUUAUUUUCGGGAGCAUGGAAUAGCAUCCGAAAAUUAUUUAAAUGUUGUCCCAAAUUAUUUCGAGAAGGAUGAGAACUUACGUAAAGUCCCACAUUGAUAUAAUACGUCUCACAGAUGUACAGGUUACUUUGUCCAACUCGGGUAGCAUUCGUGUUCGGUAGAAAUGAAAUUUCUUCCCGAAUGAAGCGUUCGACGACGAAGUUAUUCGAAACGCGCAACGAUUAUAUCACGAUUUAUCCUGUACGUCUUUCUGCUGUCUCGAGCUCGUUUAGGAUAGAGGAAUUUCGACUUUACAAAUAAGCUACGAUUAGCGAGAAUUCCACUUCGAAAAAAUUCUCCACGUGGGUUGAGAAGGAGGAAUGAACGGAGAGCUGGAGGAGGGGAGGGGUAGGGAGGGGAAGGAACAGCGUUGUACGAUUGUAAAAUAGUUUAAAUUAUCGUUAGAUGUUACUCGCGUCGCGACUUGGUUCGACAUCGCUCGACGCGACCUAAGGUUUCUUGAUUGAAUCGAAGUAGCCGUGUCGCUGACUCAAAAGAUAAAAGAAAAAUAAUAAUAAAGGAACAUAAGAAAAAAUCGCACUCGCUUCCCCAUCGAACAUAUUCACUCGCUGAACGUAUCCUUUUCUACUUACCGAGAUUCGUUGAGGCGAUCUUUUUAUAAGAAACCCUGAAUUCUGCCAGUCUUGCGUCUUCUUGUGACCGAUUUUUAUACGAGCCACGUAUCCAACGUGCAUAAAGAAAAAAAAAAAAAAUUGUAUUGUGAAGGUUUCCACGCUUCGCUCUUUUUCGAUACUAUUGAAUUUGAAUACGGGUUAGCACGCUACCUGUGGGCGUUAUCAUUUAAUCAAAACCAACCGACUGAUAGACAACUAGCCAAUGCAGUUUGAAGAGGGCACGAUCGGUUCACGCACGAAUAAAUUCGACAUAAAAGCGUCACGGCGACCGCGGAACGAAAUUGUUGUACGGAAACAACGGGACGUAGUGCUACGUGAUUUUCGAUUCCAGUGUAAUGAAAUCGUUUCGUACGUAGCCAGUCGAAAUUGGCUGCUUUUUCAAUGGUGAAAAUAACAGAAAUACGUGGUUCUUAAUUCAACUUCGAAUUAAAUUAUUUUAUUUAUAUUUGUUUAUGAAUACAGUGAUUGGUGAAACGUAAUACUAUGUACUUUUCAAUUUAAUUUUAAUUUAGAGAACGUAAUCGGUGACGUAUUAUACUAAAACUGCCUUGCGUAGAAGAAUAUUUUAAUUUAAUUACAUUUGUCGGGCCCUAAAUAACUUCAAGCAUGCGAAGAAUAUAUUUUUAAGCCUUCUCCAAAAAUCGGCUAAAUUAAAAAAGAAUUUACGUUAUUAACUAAUUUAAAUGCGCGACUUUCGAAUGGAAAAUAAUUAACGACAGAUGAAUCGAGAGAACGUAGCGCAACGUGAUCAGGAUUAUGCGACGUAAUCGAGCUGCAUGGCUCACAGGUGGCGUGUUAACGUUUUUUUAAUCGCGCGUUACGUAUUUCCUGGAUAUAUUUAUGAAUGUAAACGAAUGCGUUCGGGUGUAGUGCGAGUACGUUUAAAAUAUAAUUGAAAUGCCGCAGCUUCUCGCGUCCGACGUGAUUGUCCCCGCAAAAAAAAAUGAAAAAAAAAAAUGGCGCCGUUACGAUUCGUUUGAAGAAACAAAAAAAAAAGUUUUAAGGUAAAAAAACUCGUGUCCUGUAUAUAUAUCCUCGAAUCGAAUUCGGCAGCUGUCGACGAGUAUUUGGAAAUGAUGAUAUACGUAUGGGGAACUCGUUAAAUUAUUGUACACUCGACGGCAAUCGCAAGAGAGUACGCCAUGUUAUGUUUAAAAUUCUCUAGAGUCUUUAUUUAUUGUACAGAAUGCUCGAUAUAUAUAUAAAUAAAUAUAUAUAUAUAUAUAUAUAAUAUGUUCUAGUACAUAAUACGAUGUAAUCGUAUGCUUAUUAUGUGUAUAAAUAUGAAACAAUAAAGAAUGAAUUCGACGGUU